AAAGUGAUGCCGAUGGGGAAUUUGUGUGACGCUGUGUGUUCUGGAAAGAGCGCACCUCUCCAAUCUCCACCAAUCAGCCCACAAGGUUCUGACUGAACCCACUUUUCCACGAGUCCGUGAAUGCAGCACCGCUGCUCCCUGCAGAGCUCCUGCGAGAUCAACACUUCGGAAUUGGCUGCAAAAGUUUUGCACUUAGGAGCAGGUUCAUUGCAACGUUCUUUAAAUGCAACUUUUCCAAUUUAUGGAGCUGAGCAAUUUCAGACUGCGACUUGCGGUGUUUAUUAUCGCGAUAUUGUAACUCAAGUUGCAUUUGCGACAUCAGUCCAGGGUCGGGAAUGACUUUCACGGUUGUUCUCCUUGCACUGCUUGGUGUUUUGACGCACGGUUGCCAGCUUCCGUCCGAGUGGCGGCCACUGAGCGAGGGAUGCCGAGCGGAGUUGGCCGAAAUCAUCGUGUACGCUCGGGUUCUGGCCAUCCACCGAGAGCCCCUCGGUGGCGGGGCGGACAGCCUCUACAACUCGCUCCCCGUCGGAUUUGGAUACGGAUACGAGGGCGCGGAGGAAGGGCUGCUGUACUCGGCGGAGGUGGAGCUGCUGUGCGACCAAGCCUGGGGGAGCAUGCUGGAGGUCCCGGCGGGGUCCCGGCUUAAUUUCACCGGGCUGGGCUACCUCUCCUGUCAGUCUCACACGGUGAUGGAGAACUACUCCUACUUCUUCUUCCUCAGGAUGGACGAGAACUACAACAUCCUGCCCCACAGCGUCAACUUCCAGGACGCCAUCUUUCCCGACACGGCCGACAACCGGCGCACCUUCUCCAGCCUCUUCCAGUUCUCCAACUGCACCCAGGGGAGCCAGCCGUUCCACACCUUCAGUCCCGAGUGGGACACUGUGGAGGACAGCAGGCUGCUGUGCUCCUCCGUGCAGGCGGCGCUGUUCGACGAGGAGGAGCGAUGCCGCGAGCUGCGGGAGCGCCUGGCCGCCGCCGAGCGCAGGAACAAGCAGCUGAAGGGGCGCGUCCGCAAGGUGAAGCGCUCCCUGAGGAACGCCCGCAAGGCCGCGCGCAAGGCCGAGCAAGAGGCGCAGGACCUGCUGGUGAAGCUCAAGGCGGCCGAGCGUCAAGCCGGCCAUCACCUCAACACCGUCACCCAGGAAGAACCUCCACCAGGGCGAUACGCCGGCCCGGCCAUACGCCAGAGAAUGCAACUCUGAUGGACCGCAUGAAACUUGCCUGUCUAAGUGGACAGCGAGAGACUGCUGGGCGGUCUUUAUGGACUAAAACUAUCAUGGAGCUUCUGUAAAUAAAAUACUGUACGCAUGAUUACUACUGUGGCGGGCAGUGCAUUUUUGCCUGGGCCUUCAGUGGGGACUUACUCAAAGUAAUCCACCUCUUUAUGCCACUAGAAUCAUGAAUUAGUAUUAAUAUGUGUAGCUCAGACUAUUGCUCGUUGGAGUUGGCUGUUAAGUUUUGCUCUGACCAACCAACCAGAGGGUGGGAAAAUGCUGACGGCACUGUGAGGGCAAAUUUCAAAUCUGCAGUCCAAUUGCUAAUGGACUUGAAAUUACAUCAGACAGCACUCCUGAUUCUGAAGGUCCUGAGCAGAUUAGAUGGACAUGGCAGCACAUAGAGGCUGAAAUCUGAUUGGCCCCCCAAAAAAAUUCUAACAUCCACGUUCACAUAUUGGAAGCAGUGCAGUCAAGAGAAACGCUAUGAAACGAAGGAAAUAAACUGUUGGGACUGCAUUAUGCAAGUUCACGGAACAAAUCUAAGAUGUUGUAGGUGGACUGCAUUGCUAUAACACAAAAUUGGUCUCGAUCCAGAUUUUAUGGGACCGGAUCACAAAAACAGGCCUCCUGAAGGAGAAUCAUAGUACAGUUGUACUUGCCUCUCACAGGUAGCGUUGCAGUGUAGAGGCCUUCUUUGUGCAUCUUUCGUCCAACCCCAGACACAGACAUCUGCGUGGGUCAGAUGGAAUGCCAUUGAAAGUCAGCGUUGUUAAAUUCUGUGUGAACAAGCGCAGCGGUUCGGUGGUGGACUCACUUUUAAUUUUACGACACUGCACUUCACAGUCUGGGUGGAAAAUGAGGUAUGCAUCACUGUUUGCUUUUCACCACAUCAAGUCAUAAACAGGUGAUUGUCUAAAUGUGGAAAGAGUGAAAAUCAAGCUACUAGUUGCAACAUCACAUGUAGGAUGCACUUCAGCAAAUAGCGUAUUUGAUAUUGUGUUACGGGAAGCUGGUACAAUCAAUGGACUUGGCUGACAUUUAAAGGUAUUUACAGUGCUGCAAUGUAUGAUUACAAAGCAUUCUGUUGAUUACUGAAUCCAAAUGAACUCUGGUCAGUGAAUUUUUGACCUCCUUGACAUCCAGUUUCACUUAUUAAAGUACAUACAAUGAAAUGUUCGGUCUGUUUGCGCAGAGAUCUCACCGGCUACAAAGUAUCAUGUUAUGUUUUCAUUCGUAUUUUGACGUAUGAAAAAAAAAAUAGAUGGAAUGUGAAUAUAUAUUUUUUAAUAAUAUUAAAUUGCAUUUGGACCAAA
Messenger RNA from Phyllopteryx taeniolatus (common seadragon), 2536 nucleotides. RefSeq names its product coiled-coil domain containing 3a (gene ccdc3a). NCBI's taxonomy places the organism in Eukaryota, Metazoa, Chordata, Actinopteri, Syngnathiformes, Syngnathidae. The record is from RefSeq and is a predicted model, not a curated record. The transcript is spliced from 3 exons. Gene Ontology annotation, biological process: negative regulation of gene expression. Gene Ontology annotation, cellular component: extracellular region. The coding region runs from base 336 to 1208 and encodes 290 amino acids.